AUGGCUUCGUCCGGGCGUUGCUAUAAUGACGCAAUUGAUGCGCUCAAUUCCCUUCAAACUCCUUUUGAUAUUAUUGAAGCUCGCAGGAAAGCUGGUAUAAAGCCCAAUGCUGUAUCAAUCCAAGAGAUGAAGACAUAUCUUCAUCGUAUCGGAUAUACUCCAUCUGAUUUGAACAAACUCAACAUCGUUCAUGUGGCAGGUACCAAAGGCAAAGGGAGUACUUGCGCAUUUGUCGACUCCAUCCUCUCUCAAUAUCAGCACGCAAGAGGCACACCUCACAAAACAGGUCUCUUCAUAUCCCCUCACCUAAUAGCUGUCCGCGAGCGCAUCCGUAUCAACUCGACCCCUAUCUCAGAAGAGCUUUUUGUAAAAUACUUCUUUGAAGUCUGGGACCGUCUGGAGGCUGCGCCAAAGGAUGAAGCGGAUAAACUCAUGCCCCCUCGACCUAUCUAUGCUCGCUACCUGACCUUGAUGAGCUGGCAUGUCUUUCUUCAAGAGGGUAUUGACGUUGCUGUGUACGAGACGGGAAUUGGAGGAGAAUUCGAUGCCACCAACGUUGUCGAAAACCCAGUAGCUUCAGGGAUCAGCACACUUGGUGUCGAUCAUGUCUUCGCCUUGGGUGACACUGUAGCCAAGAUUGCAUGGCACAAAGCAGGUAUAAUGAAAACAGGUAGCGCGGCUUUCACAAUCGAGCAAGUACCAGAUGCAGAUGAGGUCCUUAGAAAGAGAGCCGAGGAGAAGAACGUCGUUUUGAAAGUCCUUGACGUUGACACUCGAUUAAACGCCGUCAAGAUUCGACCAGACGCCGUUUUUCAGAAGCGCAAUGCCACACUGGCCGUUGCUCUUGCUGAAACAGCACUUGAAAAUAUUGGCGUUGCUCUUCCACCGCGUUCGGAACCUCUACCUAAGGAAUUUGUCGAUGGUCUUGAGAAGGUUGUGUGGAGGGGUCGAUGCGAGGUCAAGAAUGAUGACAAGGUGGCAUGGCACGUUGACGGCGCCCAUACCUCCGACAGUCUGAAGAUGUGCUCUAAAUGCAACGGCCCUCGUGUCAUGAUCUUCAACCAACAAGGCCGCUCUGAGGCCACUGAAUUCCUCGAGUCUGUAUUCAAAGCAACCAAACGUGAUGGCCAGCCCGCCUUUGACCAUGUCAUCUUUUGCACAAACGUUACAUAUGCCGAGUCAGGUUACAAGCGCGACUUUGUCAACCACCAGUUUGACCCUGCCGAGAUUGACAAGAUGACGGUCCAGCAGCGCUUCGCUGAGAAGUGGACGGCCCUGGAUCCUGGUGCCACUGUUAAAGUCAUGCCGACCAUCGAGCAAUCUAUCGACUAUGCUCGACAUAUCGGGGAAGAUCUUCCAGAGGGUGAGACGGUUCAGGCACUCAUCACAGGCAGCUUACAUCUUGUCGGUGGAGCGCUGGGGAUACUGGAGAAAGCUGAUGCUCUCUGA
Fusarium venenatum is the source of this 1449-nucleotide messenger RNA. The record is from RefSeq and is a predicted model, not a curated record. Lineage: Eukaryota; Fungi; Ascomycota; Sordariomycetes; Hypocreales; Nectriaceae.